AUGAAGAUUUAUCAUGCGUCAUGGCUUUCAUUUGCCGUGGUAUUACUUGCCUCAAAUGUACAAGCUGCAAAUCCAUUAGCUGAUAGUCCCUUAAUGCACCCACCUGGCGAUCCUCUGGAUGGACCCUAUGUCGCUCCGACAGAGCCAAAGUAUAAUUAUGCCGAGGUACUGCACAAGAGUUACUUGUUCUAUCAUGCUCAAAAGUCAGGUGUGCUCCCAUACCAACGUAUGGCCUGGAGAUCAGAUUCGUGCAAAGUCUGUGUUGGUGAUUUUGGUGAAGAUCUGUCUCGCGGUUGGUACGAGGCUGCCAACACCAUGAAAUGGGGUUUACCUUUGGGCUGGACUGUCACUCAAUUAGCAUUCAAUAUCAUGAUGUUUGAAGAUGCAAUGAAUUCAGUGGACGAAUUGGCUGAAGGCCUUGAACUACUCAAGUGGGGAGCAGAUUUUAUCACCAAUGCACAUUACAAUGACACCUACAUUGUGGGUCAGUUGGGUACAUCUGCUAUUGGGCCCAUCUCCAAGCAAGUCGAGCUGGAUGUUGAUUUCAACUAUUGGGGUCCUCCUGAAGAAUACGAGCAAUGGGUGCCUACCGGCCUUCCUCACAAGGCAUACUACAUUUCUCCUGAUAACCCAUCAUCCGAAAUUAUUGGUGAAUACAGUGCUGCUUUGGCUGCUAUUUCAAUUCCUUGGAGAAAGCACAAUGCUGCCUAUGCUGAUAAACUUGUGGACCACGCCAAACGUCUGUACAAGUUUGCUACUGAUCAUCCUGGUAGUUAUGUCACUUCCCGUCAAAACGCUUUCCAAUGGGCUGCUUUCUGGUAUCCCUCUACUCGCUAUGAAGAUGAGUUGGCUUGGAGUGCUGCCUGGUUGUAUGCUGCUACCAAAGAAGACUUCUACUUGGAAGAGGCCAAGAAAUGGUAUACUCAAUCCUCAGAAUCCUGGCCCGAGUACUCCUGGGAUGAAAAGGGUGGCGCUCUUCACGUCCUGCUUUACGUUAUUACCAAGGAAGGUCAAUUUUACAAGAACGCGAUGGACUACUUUAACCAGUUCUUGCCUGGAAGCCCUACCCAAAUUGUCAAAUUCACGCCACGUGGCCUUGCUUACAUUGAGCAUUGGGGUUCUGUUGGUUAUUCGGGCAAUGUCGCCUUCUUGAUGCUGGCGUUUGCUAAAUCCAUUGGCUAUGAAACAGACGAAGCCAAAGCCAUGGCCACGUUUGCUACUCAACAGAUCAACUAUGCAUUGGGUGAUUACGGCUAUAGUUGGGUUGUUGGUUUCGGUGACAACUAUCCUUCCAAGCCCUACCACAAGUCCUCUUACAACUCAUACAUUGACUAUCCUAUGCGUGGUGAUUUCCAAGACAAGGUCGAAGGCGACUUUUCGGAUUCCAAAACCGAGCAACGCUUCAUUCUGUACGGCGCUGUGGAAGGUGGACCCAACAUCGAUGAUACCUGGUACGAUGAUCGUUCCAACUAUGAAUACUCCGAGGUGACUCAGGAUUACAAUGCUGCUUGGACUGGUGCCAUUGCUGGUUUAAUCGAUUUCUACGGCUCUGAUAAGUUUGAACCUUAUACUGACUGUGAUUUGGAUUUGGGUUGGUCUCAUCCCAAUGCUUCAGAGCCUCCUGCUUGGCCAGAGGAUGAUUGCUACCAUACAUGCAAUACCGGUUGCCCACGUGGUCAAAUGAACUCUUCUUUCACUUGGAAACUGCUGACAGAACCCCAGGAUCAGAUACAUAAGCUGUUGGAUGUGCUUUAUCCAGGUCAAGGCAUGGUGAAAGCUGCUGCCCUUGAAGGAAAAACGUUGGCGGAUUUAAAGGCAUUGGGUAUCGAUGUCAACGAAAACCAAGAUGAAGAGGGUGUGCAUGAAGACAGUGUGGGAGGCAAGGUCAGAGCUACUGGUUUGGAUAAAUCCAAUAAUGCAUCUGACGCAGCCAAGACCACGACGCUCACCUUGUUUUCAUUUGUGGCCAUGGCCAUGGCUGCAUAUGCUAUCCAUCUUUAA
This is a messenger RNA of Mucor velutinosus, 2001 nucleotides long. RefSeq names its product 4-hydroxybenzoate polyprenyltransferase, mitochondrial. The transcript is spliced from 2 exons. Gene Ontology annotation, biological process: carbohydrate metabolic process. Bases 1 to 2001 code for a protein of 666 amino acids. Gene Ontology annotation, molecular function: hydrolase activity, hydrolyzing O-glycosyl compounds. The record is from RefSeq and is a predicted model, not a curated record. Lineage: Eukaryota; Fungi; Mucoromycota; Mucoromycetes; Mucorales; Mucoraceae.